This is a messenger RNA of Magnolia sinica, 1438 nucleotides long. RefSeq lists its product as uncharacterized. The transcript has 3 exons. NCBI's taxonomy places the organism in Eukaryota, Viridiplantae, Streptophyta, Magnoliopsida, Magnoliales, Magnoliaceae. The record is from RefSeq and is a predicted model, not a curated record. Gene Ontology annotation, cellular component: nucleus. The coding region runs from base 264 to 1022 and encodes 252 amino acids.
CAGAUACCGCGCUAACUUGCGGAAGGUGCGCACCGGUUAAACCUACGCCCGCCAUCGUGUUCUCUGUCCCUUCUUUGAUCUGCCCUUGAUGCCGUCUAGGGCACUUCUAUUCUGAAAUCUCUAGAAAACCCAACUGCAAAAAACCAUCUCCUCCUUUUUGAAUCCACUAAAGCCUAAUCUUUUUUCUCUUUCAAUUCUGAGAAAUUCCUCUCUUCCGCCCUAAAAAAAUUAAAAAACUACGAACUGGUCAUUACAAAGAGAAGAUGAUGGAAGAGGAGAUGAAGAAGAAGAGGGUUGAAUCUUUGGGAUGGCUGACAGAGUCUACGAUAAUGCCGAAGAAGCACAAGGCGAUUGAAGGCGUCGGCGCUUCGUCCAUCUUGGAGCUCAAGGCACAGCUCUACAAGACCCAAGAAGAGGCUAAGAAGACCAAGGACUUGCCUCCUGAUGUCGAAUUCCAUCGCGCCAAGAAGAAGAUUGUCCCUCACGAUGUCUUCGCCCAGAAGAAUUCCGGUGUAGAGAACCGCGCUCACCGGGACAAAAUGGAGCUAAAAGCAGUAAAUGAUGGUUCAGCUAGCUAUGCAGCUUUAGAGAAGAAGGCUGAGUUAUAUGAUAAACUAGUGAGAGGGGAGCUUCCUGAUGAGGAAGAGAAGGAGAAGUACUGCGUAGAUUUUCUCCAGAAGAGCCUCGUACAGGAUGAGUCUGAGCAGCCAGAAGGAAACAAUGGCCCUCCCGAAACAUCAGCCGAGAACGAAGAUGGUGACACCGAUGCUAUGCUGCUAAAUGCAAAACCUGUUGGACCUGGCCGGACAGGAAUUUCAAUAAACAAUGAUGAACACAAGCGCUUCAUAAGGGAGGUUCAUGAAGAGGCAAACCAAGCCAGAGAAAAGGUGUCUGAGCUCAAACUACGUAGGCAAGCACAGGCAACCACCCACAGGGAGAAAUUAAGGCAGGCGUAUCUCAGAAAGCAGCUGGAGAAACUGAAAGCUGCAAAAACACAAGAAUCAGGUGAAAACAAGAACUGAUUGCAUGGGAAGAGAAAUGGCCUUGUUCUUCCUCAGGUGGGCUGUGAUUGAUAGAGUCAUGCUCAUUUGGAGUGUUAUCUGUUGGAAGCUUAACCAAAGAUGGUUAUGGGCUGAAAGAUUACUGCUUCAUAAAUGUUUUCUCCACUUCUCAGUAGAAGCAGUGAUAAGGAACUAAAUUAACGGUGCAAAAAUGAUAUUGUGGACUGCAAUGUCCUUCUUCCUGCAGUAACACACCGGUGGUCUUUGGGACAAUCAAUCUGGUAGACCAGUCAAUGGAUGGUGGACCAUUGUCCAACCUGAAUGACUAUUGGCCGAAACUAAUGAGGUGUAGAAAAGGUGAGGGUGUAUGGUGUAUAGCUAAACUGGGAUUGGUAGGAGUUUCCAGGCCAUCCUAAUGUGAUUGAUAUUUUGGGGCA